UUCUGUAUUUUCUCGCAGCUUGUUUCGGGUGCUCUCUUUCGUCAAUCAACAGCAAAAUGGAUUCUCAAGUCAAGUAUGCUUCUGUCGUCAAAGUUAUUGGCCGUACCGGUUCUAGAGGACAGGUGACUCAAGUUAGGGUGAGGUUUAAUGAUGAUCAUACCCGUCUCAUCACGAGGAACGUGAAAGGACCAGUCAGAGAAGGAGAUGUCCUCACUCUACUCGAGUCUGAAAGAGAAGCAAGGAGGUUGAGAUAGAGUUUUAAAAAGAAGUGUCAAGUUUGCGAUAAUGAAACCUUCAAUGUUUUGUGUUUUUGGUGGUAUUUGACAGUUGUUUGUGAUAAUGAAACCUUCAAUAUUUUGUGUUUUGGGUGUUAUUUAGCAGAUGUGAACUGUUAUUAUUUAAAUUUUAAUUAUUAACCACCUAUUUUGACUUUAUAUUUUA
This is a messenger RNA of Cicer arietinum (chickpea), 441 nucleotides long. Its product is annotated as small ribosomal subunit protein eS28-like. Gene Ontology annotation, molecular function: structural constituent of ribosome. Gene Ontology annotation, cellular component: ribosome; cytosolic small ribosomal subunit. The record is from RefSeq and is a predicted model, not a curated record. Gene Ontology annotation, biological process: translation; maturation of SSU-rRNA; ribosomal small subunit assembly. NCBI's taxonomy places the organism in Eukaryota, Viridiplantae, Streptophyta, Magnoliopsida, Fabales, Fabaceae.